GCUUACUGGGUCAUCAAGAGGCCGUCGAGUAGGGCAACCUUGGCCGGAUCUAAUUCUGUAGCUCCAUGAAGAUUUGGUGGACCACGGCGUCGAGGACUUUAUGCAGGAUGACAGUCUCAUCGAGGAGGUCGUUGGAGAAGGCGUCGAAGGACAGGGGAUCAAGCUCGAGUAGGAUGACCGCAUACGGUCGAGUUGGCCGAAGAGGCGCUCUGGCUCAUGCAGCUUAGACCCGACGCAGCCGGAUCUUCUCAAGCGCGGGAACACUGUCUAAGCGCGCUCAAUAAUGGCCAAUUAGCAUAAAACCAACUUUAGAAAUUCUAGGGUUCUUUGCCAGCCCUUUUCGUGGAAGCUAGAAUCCGAUAUGACGUGCGCCGGCGGCGAGGGCUUCGCAGGGGCCAUAAACUUCCACCCUUCUGGUGAGUCCCCCGCCAUAGAUCUCACCGGUCGCGUCCAUCUCCUCCCCUGUUCCAUCAAGCAGGAUGGCCCUUGCCCCGUGUCCCACUACUUCAAGCCCAGAAAGACAGAUGUUAUGGUGGAUGAUCUGCGCGUCGAAGAGGCGUUCUUCCGAGGGAGGAAGUUGGAGGGCGUCACCAUUCCUCUUCCUCAAGGAUAUCGAGGUUAUGUUCUAGACAAGAAAAGAUCGGGAAGUGAAAAGUGCUCAGAAACUACCGGAGGGGGAUUUGGCCGGUGGGUUUCCCGUGCUGAGUUCACGAACUUGACAUACUGGAAUCAUGACAACCUCCCGUCGUCAGACGAUCUGCUCCCACGUUGCUUCCACUGGUUUCCUGUUGCUAAUGCACUGCACAAGCCGGUCACCGAAGAAGAGCUGGCUUCUGCAACAUCUGUUCAGACUACAGCACAGAAAUGAUUGCAUUUGUGGCUUGAGGUCCAUGGAGAUAUGUGAAGGAUGAUGUGGAGCAACUAAGAGAUGGCAGGACAAGGAGCAUCUGAGAGGAGCCAAGGGAAGCGAACUUUAAAGGUAAAGGUAUGAAGGAUAGCACAAAAAGGAGCCCUGAGAUCGAAUGCAUCCGAAGGACGUGGAGUUUGAAAGAAGAUGAUUUCAAGGUUAAAGUAAAAUUCUAUGGGAGUUGCAUCGAAAGAUUGUAUCUAGGUGAGGGUAGAAUUUCAACAUAGGUGGACUCGACCUUAGAAUGGUUGAAGCUAGUGUAUUAGUCGAUUGAUACAAAAUAUAUGUCGAUUAGUGAAACUUUAAAUG
Zingiber officinale is the source of this 1216-nucleotide messenger RNA. RefSeq names its product ribonuclease H2 subunit C-like. The record is from RefSeq and is a predicted model, not a curated record. The transcript is spliced from 5 exons. Gene Ontology annotation, biological process: RNA catabolic process. Lineage: Eukaryota; Viridiplantae; Streptophyta; Magnoliopsida; Zingiberales; Zingiberaceae. Bases 362 to 868 code for a protein of 168 amino acids. Gene Ontology annotation, cellular component: ribonuclease H2 complex.